CAUUUUUUUGUUGAUGAUGAUUGUGUGAAUAAUAUAAGAUAAUGAUAUCAUAUAUAUAAGUAAGAGGAGGAAAUAAUUAAGUGAUAAUGUUCUGUUUUUCAUGUUGUAUGUCAUCAUCAGAUCAGGACAAAAUUAAUCAGAAAAAUUCUCUGGCAAAAAGCAUUCAUCAAGAACAACAAAAAGACACCAAAUCUAUAGCCUCAUUUGCCAACAUUUCUAUUAAAACUGAUAGCAGCAGAAGGAAAUACAUAGUUGAAGAAAUAGAAAAGUAUGGAAAAGGAAACAUUUCAGCUCAAACAAUCACAUACAAUGACUUGUCUCUUGCCACUAACAACUUUGAUUCUGAGUGUUUGCUUGGUGAAGGUGGUUUUGGGAAAGUCUACAAGGGACACAUUGAGAGCAAGAACAUAGAUGUGGCUGUAAAACAACUUGAUAGGAAUGGGUUCCAAGGAAAUAGAGAGUUCCUUGUGGAGGUUCUGUUGUUGAGCCUUCUUCAUCACCCUAACCUUGUUACUUUGGUAGGAUACUGUUCAGACGGCGAUCAACGAAUAUUAGUAUAUGAGUUCAUGUCAAAUGGUUCACUAGAAGAUCAUCUUCUUGAGCUUGGUCCAGAACAAAAGUCACUUGAUUGGAUUACAAGGAUGAAAAUCGCGGAAGGAGCAGCAAGAGGUCUUGAAUAUUUGCACGAAACAGCUAAUCCGUUAGUAAUUUACCGCGACUUUAAAGCAUCCAACAUACUUCUAGAUGAGAACUUCAAUCCCAAGCUUUCUGAUUUUGGACUAGCUAAGCUAGGUCCAACUGGUGACAAGACUCAUGUUUCCACCAGGGUCAUGGGAACCUAUGGUUAUUGCGCACCCGAGUAUGCUUCCACUGGUCAAUUGACAACUAAAUCUGAUGUCUAUAGCUUUGGAGUUGUCUUCUUGGAAAUAAUUACAGGAAGAAGAGUCAUUGACAACUCAUUACCGAGCGAAGAACAAAACCUUGUUGUUUGGGCAACACCACUGUUCAGAGACAAGACGAAGUUUCACUUAAUGGCGGAUCCAUCGAUGGGAGGGGAUUACCCAAUGAAGGCAUUGUACCAAGCACUAGCAAUAGCAGCAAUGUGCUUGCAAGAGGAAGCCAGCACACGACCUUUGAUGAGCGAUGUGGUGACUGCUUUGGAAUUUCUAUCAGGUAACAAGAAAAAAUUAGAUGCAGAGGACAAGGACGAGGACGAGGAUGAGAAGAAGGCUGCAGAGGAAACUUUCAAAUCCCCUCCUGCAUUGCAAAGUUUUACGAGUAGACUUGAACGUGCUGAAAGUCAUGAUACAAAUGGCGUUAGAGAAAGAGACUAGAACCUUGUGUGCAUAGCCAGAAACCUUUUUUCGAUCUUAAUAAGACCUUCUGAACAUUUUGCAUAUUAUUUUGCCGGCUCCCCACAAAGCUUUAGAAGUAUAUG
Molecule: messenger RNA, 1438 nt
Organism: Solanum dulcamara
Lineage: Eukaryota; Viridiplantae; Streptophyta; Magnoliopsida; Solanales; Solanaceae
Product: probable serine/threonine-protein kinase PBL23
Exons: 5
Coding region: 87-1334 (415 amino acids)
Biological process (GO): protein phosphorylation
Molecular function (GO): ATP binding; protein kinase activity
Source: RefSeq, a predicted model, not a curated record